AAGGGCUGUCACCUCGUUACAGACGAGGUGAUGAAGAACAUUCAGGAAGGGCUGAAGGGAACCAAGGUAAGCAGCAACCACUUCUCAGCUCUCAUGAGGUCGAAUCCACUACUGUUCCCUGCUCACGCUUUGGCUUGACCGCCCUGCUCGCCGCCUCGCGCCGCGUGCUCCGCCCGCCCGCUCGUCGCACAGGUCGGUAUGCUCACCCUCUUCAUUCAACACACCUCGGCCGGCCUCACUCUCAACGAAAACUUCGAUAGAGACGUGCGCACUGAUAUGGAUAUGGCAUUUGAUAAGCUGGUACCCGAAUCGCUGCCCUGGCGUCACACCGACGAAGGACCGGACGAUUCUGCCAGUCACACCAAGACAGCCCUCUGCGGCACCAGUAUCACGGUGCCCAUCACCGACGGCAAGCUCAACUUGGGCACCUGGCAAGGCGUCUACCUUUGCGAAUUCAGAGCAGCUAAGCACACCAGGAGACUCGUGGCUACGAUUCUGCCCUGAGCGGGAGUGAGAGCGAGGGUGGAUGAGAUGAUAUUCGGCGAGGUGAAACAUCGUUGUACAUUUGGAGUAGGUGCAAGCUGGCGAGGAGAGACACACGAAGAAGACAUGCAUUACAAUUGCUUAUAAUCUCUGGUAUGGCCUAUGAAUAUUCAACCGGUCCACCGUCCUCUCCGGAAGGGCGUAGAUGGGGUCCACUCUCCGCCCUUGUG
Molecule: messenger RNA, 713 nt
Organism: Microstroma glucosiphilum
Lineage: Eukaryota; Fungi; Basidiomycota; Exobasidiomycetes; Microstromatales; Microstromataceae
Exons: 1
Coding region: 199-504 (101 amino acids)
Source: RefSeq, a predicted model, not a curated record